This is a messenger RNA of Ostertagia ostertagi, 264 nucleotides long. The record is from the annotation of a GenBank genome assembly. NCBI's taxonomy places the organism in Eukaryota, Metazoa, Nematoda, Chromadorea, Rhabditida, Trichostrongylidae.
AUGUCAAUGUCGUUCGAUGAAGCCGCCACAAAGGUGAAGUCACUGAAGACAUCGCCAUCAAAUGACCAGCUCUUGGAACUGUACGCACUGUUCAAGCAAGGUACAGUUGGCGACAACACCACUGACAAACCUGGCAUGUUCGACAUGAAGGGCAAAGCAAAAUGGAGCGCAUGGGACGGCAAGAAAGGAAUGAGCCAAGACGAUGCCAAGAAGGCUUAUGUUGAAUUGGUGGAGCAGCUUAUCGCCGCAAUUGGUCUCGCUUAA